Molecule: messenger RNA, 2527 nt
Organism: Acanthoscelides obtectus
Lineage: Eukaryota; Metazoa; Arthropoda; Insecta; Coleoptera; Chrysomelidae
Source: the annotation of a GenBank genome assembly
AUUUCAGCAGUUGUUUUGCGGGGUCAGGUUAUUUUUACUCGGGCUAGACUUCUUUUCCGAUAUAACGGACGGUUUACCAAUUCUUUGUUUUCUUUCGCACUAAAAACUCUCCAAUAACAGUUUAUAAAUAACAGGUCGACAACGACUCAUCACUGCCGCAUCACUACGAUCGGCGAUGUCAAACGUCAAAAGAAUAAACCACGACCAAGUAACAACGUAACAAGUAACCUCACUUAAGUCUUUUUUAUCUUAUCGAAAUGUUACCACGAAGGCAAAACGAGGGCACGAAACCAUGAAUUGGUCUCCAGGUAGCUACUUUAGCGACGUGUGACGUUGCAGGAAGACCGCUCAAUAUGUUAAUGUGGUUUCGCACAAUAUACCCUCCGCUUUUGUGUCUUUUUCUUGCACCGCUGUCCGAUGGCCAGCUGCUGGAAGGGCUGUAUUGCGGUAGGACGAACUGCUACGAUGUCCUGAACGUGACCAGAUCGUCCACAAAGGGGGAGAUCUCGAAGAGCUACAGACAGCUAGCCAGACGAUUUCAUCCAGACUUGCACCGUUCACCCGAGGCCAAGGAACAAGCUGCUGAGCAAUUCAAAAUCAUCGCAAAUGCCUACGAGAUACUCAAAGAUGACGAAUCUAGGAGCGAUUAUGACUAUAUGCUCGACAAUCCAGACGAAUACUACGCUCAUUACUACAGAUAUUACAGGCGUAAGGUGGCCCCUAAGGUUGAUGUGAGGAUAGUGAUUGUAGUUACGAUAUCUAUCAUAUCGGCGGUACAAUAUUUCAGCGGGUGGCAACGAUAUAAUACAGCAAUCAGGUAUUUUGCCACGGUGCCAAAAUACCGGAACCGCGCGUUGGAGAUCGCCAAGGAAGAGGGAUUGCUGUCAGACACAAAAUCCAGGCCAAGAGACAAGCACGCAAAAUUGUCCAAAGAUGAGAUCGACGGGAUUGUAAGGAAAGUGAUUAUAGAGAAGAUGGACAUCAAGGGUGCUUACGCCAAACCGACUGUUUUUGAUCUUCUCUGGGUGCAGCUAGUGGUGUUGCCAUACACUUUGGCCAAGUUUGUAUAUUGGUACCUGUCCUGGUUUGUGCGGCACAGCGUACUUGACCGACCGUACGAUGAUGAUGAGAAGCUUUAUUUGAUCAGAAAAUAUAUGAAGAUGAGCCAAGUACAGUUUGAGGCUCAGGAGCCCGAGAAGAAAGAUGAGUUUAUGCGCCGGAAACUGUGGAUCAGAGAGAACUUUGAAGAGUGGUUCAAAGAAGAGGAAGAAAACACCAAGAAGCAAUUGGCGGAGAGCAAUCGAUACAAGCAGUAUCGCAGGUUCCUCAAGAAUCACGGCGUUGGAAGAAUGACUUUUGACGAUUCAUAAUUGUGAAUAAACAUUUCAGAUAUCAACACGAUACAAGGCUUUUGAAAAUUUAUUCCUGAGGAAAACGUCGCGGGUUUUUCACAGUCGCUAUCUGACAGCUGACUAGGCCGAUAUUACUAAUGAUAUUUUUAUGAUAUGGAUCCUUUAUCAAAUAUUGAUUAUACAGGGUGGGCCAUGAAUCAGUCAACAUUUGAAAAAAACAUUUGGCAUAUUUUAAAAAUUGUUUUUUCAGAAGAAAGCUAAUUAGUUGGAAUUCAUUUCUUGAAAAUGUUAGACCACCGUUACGAUUUUUGCACUCUUCUAAACGUGUACCGAAGUUUUCGAAUACUCGUCCGCAUAAACACUGCGAGAUCGCGGACAUCUCUUCGUUGAUGUUUUCUUUUAGCUGACGGAGUGUACUUGAUUUAUUGAUGUAUACACGACUCUUUAAAUAACCCCAUAAAAAGAAGUCUGGUGGGGAUAGAUCUGGGCUUCUGGGUGGCCAUGGGAUGUCGCCUCGUCUGGAAAUGAGCUUUACCGGAAACAUUUCUUUGACCACCGGCAGGGACUCGUUGGAUGUGUGACACGUGGCUCCAUGUGUUACGAUUAUAGCCAGCAAAUUCCAGUAGCAUCGGUGCCAAGAACUCCCGUAACAUUUUCACAUACUCAGCAGAAUUAACAGUAACUGAAUGGCCGCGAGAAUAUUCAAAGAAGUAGGGGCCAUCUGUUGCUUGGUGUAUUAGGUUUAAAUGUUAACGAAUUCUUGGCCCACCCUGUAUAAGUAUGGCAAAUGGAGUAUACAAACUUUAUAAUAUUUGUGAUAAUAGUUAGAAAAUCAUCGAGUCUACGGCCGUCGGAAAGUUUCACUGAACAGCGACCUAAUGAAAUAUUAUAGGAAAUAAAAAAGUUUUCAAAAAAUAUAAGAAACAAAUGUAUUCUGAUGAAACCAAAGAUUUAUACUGUGAAAAAUGUUCAUUGUGUUAAAAAAUAACGGGUUUCAGUAUGAGUACAUAGUUAUUUGGGGGUAUUUAUAGUGGAAUGGGGUAUUUUACUGUCGAACCAGUAUAUGACUUGUAGCUAAAAAGAAUGUUACAUCAUCGUAUCUUUUGCAGUAUUACUUCUCAUGUGUGUAUUUUUUCUAAUAAACUUAGAUACUUUGGAUAUUACAAACGGAAAAA